Triticum aestivum (bread wheat) is the source of this 1820-nucleotide messenger RNA. RefSeq names its product beta-glucosidase 34. Gene Ontology annotation, biological process: carbohydrate metabolic process. The transcript has 13 exons. The coding region runs from base 46 to 1677 and encodes 543 amino acids. Lineage: Eukaryota; Viridiplantae; Streptophyta; Magnoliopsida; Poales; Poaceae. Gene Ontology annotation, molecular function: beta-glucosidase activity. The record is from RefSeq and is a predicted model, not a curated record.
CUCCUUCUAAACAACACGAGACUUCUCUGCCUGUAAGCAACACACAUGCCAUCUAGCUCACAGUAUGCAUAUAUAAGUCUCUACGUCGCACGCGCGCUCUCGAGCGAGCGAGCGCUCACGGAGAAGAGGAUGGCAUGCAAGCGGCAAUGUGUGCCGACGCUGGUGCUUGUGGUGUGGUUGGCCGUGUCGGCGGCGCAACAGGAAUGCAACGCGCAGACGAGGGGGAGUGGGAAGGAUAAUCUGACCAGAGGGAGCUUCCCCAAGGGCUUCGUCUUCGGCACCGCAGCAUCCGCCUACCAGUACGAGGGGGCCGUCAAUGUGGAUGGAAGAGGCCCUACAAUUUGGGACAAAUUCGCACACACGUUUGGGAAGAUCCUUGACUUCAGCAAUGCCGAUGUUGCUGUUGACCACUACCACCGUUUUGAGGAGGACAUUCAGCUCAUGGCAGAUAUGGGAUUGGAUGCCUACAGAUUCUCAAUUGCAUGGUCUCGGAUUCUCCCAAAUGGCACCGGUGAGGUCAACCAGGCAGGCAUUGUCCACUACAACAAGGUCAUUGAUGCACUCCUGGCAAAAGAGAUUGAGCCGUAUGUUACCCUCUACCACUGGGACCUUCCCCUGGCCCUGGAAGACAAGUACAAUGGGUUGCUUGACAGGCAGAUAAUCAACGACUACGCGGCGUAUGCGGAGACGUGUUUCAAGGCGUUUGGGGACAGGGUGAAGCGCUGGAUCACCUUCAACGAGCCACACACGGUGGCGGUGCAGGGCUACGACAGCGGGAUCCACGCGCCGGGCCGCUGCUCCGUGCUCCGCCACCUCUGCUGCAAACAAGGGAGCUCCGGCACCGAGCCCUACAUUGUCGCUCACAACAUCAUCCUCGCUCACGCCACGGUUUCAGACAUCUAUAGGAAGAAGUACAAGGCAGAGCAGAAUGGAGAGGUGGGGAUGUCGUUGGAUGUGAUAUGGUACGAGCCUGUCUCAAACUCCACAGCUAAUGUUGAGGCCGCGAAGAGAGCACAAGAGUUCCAGCUAGGAUGGUUUGCCGACCCCUUCUUCUUCGGCGAUUACCCGGCGACAAUGAGAUCGAGGGUUGGAGAAAGGCUGCCGAGGUUCAUGACCAAAGAGGCCCAUCUGGUGAAGGGGUCGCUGGACUUCGUGGGGAUCAAUCACUACACCACAUUCUACACUAAGGAAGACCAUUCCACUGUCAUCAAAUACUUGCUGAAUGAUACCUUGGCAGACAGCGGAUCCGUCAGCCUCCCCUUCAGAAAUGGGAAGGCAAUUGGAGAUAAGGCCAAUUCAAUAUGGUUGUACAUUGUGCCUGGCAGCAUGAGGAGGCUCAUGAACUAUGUCAAAGAUAGAUACAACACUCCAACUGUCUACAUCACUGAAAAUGGGAUGGAUGACAGCAACAGCCCCUUCAUCUCCCUCAAGAAGGCCCUCAAGGACUCAAAAAGGAUCAACUACCACAAUGACUACCUCACAAAUCUAGCUGAUUCUAUAAGGGAGGACGGUUGCGAUGUUCGCGGGUAUUUUGUGUGGUCUCUUCUCGACAAUUGGGAGUGGACUGCUGGAUACACCUCGAGAUUCGGGUUGUACUUCGUGGACUACAAGGAUAACCUCAAGAGAUACCCCAAGAACUCAGUCCAGUGGUUCAAGAAUUUGUUGGCAUCUUCCUGAUCAAAAUUUGAUAGCUAAUGUAGAGGUCAUGAUUACAGACACACUUCAAUACUUUUCUAUGACUUGUACAGAGGGUUCAAUAGCAAUUUGUGACUUCUCAUGUAUACAUUAAUUGUAUAUAGUGAGAAUCGACUUUUUAGACA